AUACUUCUAUUCUUUAGAGAAAGAAUUAUUCUAUUUAGAAACACGUGCCUUUUGUAAAUCACAGUCAUGGGCGUAAGUGUUGAAGUUCUGUCCCCUGGAGAUGGGCAAACUUAUCCUAAAACUGGACAAACUGUGGUUGUUCAUUACAUAGGUACUCUUAAAAAUGGAAAGAAGUUUGAUUCAAGUAGAGAUCGUGGAGUGCCUUUUAAAUUCAAAAUUGGUAGAGGUGAGGUAAUUAAAGGUUGGGAUCAAGGAGUUGCUCAAAUGUGUGUAGGAGAACGGGCUCGAUUAACAUGCUCGCCUGAAGUAGCAUAUGGAGAGAGAGGACAUCCUGGCGUUAUUCCAUCAAAUGCUACUCUUAUCUUUGAUGUUGAAUUGCUGAAAGUGGAGCCUUGAAGCAAUAAUUACAAUGCACAGAACUGAUUAAAUUAUUUCAUCUUGGCACCUGAUAA
This is a messenger RNA of Ceratosolen solmsi marchali, 452 nucleotides long. RefSeq names its product peptidyl-prolyl cis-trans isomerase Fkbp12 (gene Fkbp12). Bases 67 to 396 code for a protein of 109 amino acids. Gene Ontology annotation, biological process: protein peptidyl-prolyl isomerization. Gene Ontology annotation, molecular function: peptidyl-prolyl cis-trans isomerase activity. Gene Ontology annotation, cellular component: sarcoplasmic reticulum membrane; cytoplasm. Lineage: Eukaryota; Metazoa; Arthropoda; Insecta; Hymenoptera; Agaonidae. The record is from RefSeq and is a predicted model, not a curated record. The transcript has 5 exons.